This is a messenger RNA of Cannabis sativa, 2150 nucleotides long. RefSeq lists its product as uncharacterized. NCBI's taxonomy places the organism in Eukaryota, Viridiplantae, Streptophyta, Magnoliopsida, Rosales, Cannabaceae. Gene Ontology annotation, molecular function: RNA binding. The record is from RefSeq and is a predicted model, not a curated record.
UGAUAAGUAUGGUUUUAGUAUGGUUUUAUUUGCUGCUUUGGAUUUGGGGUUUUUGAAUUUCAUAUCAUAUAAUUAAUAUGUAUGUAGAUGUAGAUUGAGAGAUGAGAGAGAGAGAAAGGGUAUGAAACUGAAGUUACUGUUACUCCCGCGACGCCAUUGUUACAUCCUUGUUCUCCAUCUUCCCAAUUACUAUUACUAUUACUAUUAUUAGUACAUACAUACCCACUGUUCCUCACCUCAUAAUGGUUCUUCCUUUUCUCUCUCUUUUGAUUCUUAUUUAGGUUUAUUGGACUGAUUGAUCACUCUGUUUCGCCAUCUCUUUUUCUUUCUACCCGAUUCGAGACCUUCCUUCCUUACCUAGUACCCACCACCACAAUACCAUAGAAACUCAUCCGAAUUCAAUUGAUUCCCAGUAUAUUUCUACUAGUUCUUGGGUUUUUCUAGGGUUUUCCUUCUACUAUGCUGCUUAAUCUUUAUUGGGUCGUAUUUACUUUCCCUUGUCAAUAGUAUUUUCGAUCUGAUUACCCUUUACCGACUUAUAUCCAACUUCCCCUUUUGCUCGAAAAAAAAAAAGGAAAAAAGAGAAAAGAAAUUGUCUUUCAUGGCGUAUCACCAUGUUCCGGGUCCGAGCUCGGGAUCGAGUUCCAGUUCUGGGUAUCAGUUUCUUAAUUCCCCUUUUGGGGAUACUACUUACACAAAGGUUUUCGUGGGCGGUCUCGCUUGGGAGACGCAGAGCGAGACUAUGAGACGUUACUUCGAGCAGUUUGGGGAUAUUCUGGAGGCAGUUGUCAUCACUGAUAAGAACACUGGACGAUCCAAAGGCUACGGUUUUGUGACUUUCCGGGACCCGGAGUCUGCUAGAAGAGCCUGUGCUGAUCCAGCUCCAAUUAUCGACGGCAGGCGCGCAAACUGCAAUCUUGCUUCCCUUGGCCGGCCUAGGCCACCUAUGCCCUAUGGACGUCCAAGACCUUCGGCUCAAUACAUAGGAAACAUGCAAACUGCUCGUGGGAGUUAUGUUGGAAGUUUUGGGUACCAACAACAACCUCUCUCUUACAGCUACCAAGGGCUAAUGUAUCCACCUUAUGGGAAUUCAAAAGUUUUAGUUGCGGAGGAUAUGUGCCCAGAUCAAUGUUUAUUGAGCAGGUAUGCAACAUAUGGACCAGAGUAUGUGUAUCCACAGAGUGGUUACAAUCCGUAUGCUGGUCAGCAAUAUCUUCAGAUAUAUGGAGUACCUGCGGCAGUUAAUUCAGCUGUUUAUCCAUAUGGACAAGUAGGUCAAUCUGUUCCUAGCGGUCAGGGUUAUACCAAUAUGCAUGGAUAUACAAUGCAAAGUCAUCAACUAGUGCAGUUUAGUGGACCUGGGGUGAACCCUUUAACAACUUCACCUAUGCCUACGAUGCAAACACCAUAUCCUACAGGUAUGGCAGCACCUGUUAUGGCCCAACCACAGUUUAUAGUUCCUGCUCCAUCUCAGUAUGUACACGGUGGCAGUUCUGACCAAACAUCUGGGUGAGGGGUUGAUUGAGGUAUCCUUAGAUUGCAGCAGGACUAAGAGCAGGGGAACUGCUACUUGAGUGGCAGGCUUCGAAUCUAGCCUUGCAAAUUGUUUGUUUUGCAUUCUAGAGGUCAUACAUAGUCAUGCUCACCAGAGAAGUCAGAUGUCUGUGUCGUCGCUCCAGAUGGGUGGAGAAGGAUUUUGGAGGAUGGCAGGGCUGUUCUUCCUCUAAAGAUCUUUCCGUUUAGCAUAUCUAAACCCUUUGUAAACUUCCAUUGCUCAGACAGAGCUGUCAUGGAUUGGUGGGUGCCGGAAAUGGCUUCCGGCCACCCAAGUAGGAAUAAGAACUAUGUAAAAAAAAAAAAGUCGACACGUUAGAAUCAACAUAUGAUUCUUUUAUAGCUUAGUCUUCCCAGCAUUUUGGGUGUAUAGAGUCUCUGGUGUUAUCUAUCUUCGUGGGUUCAUUGUUGUUUAGAUGUGAUAUGUCUUAAUGUGCAUAUCAGUCUUAGGAUUUUUUUUUUUAUUUUUCUUUUUAAAUUUCAAAAAACUGAGCUCCUACAAUCUGGAUGAUUCUAGGGGCUGGCUUCGUAACCAAAGCAGAAGCUUCAAGUAUUUAUUAUUGUUUUUUUUUAAAAAAAAAUUAUUUGUGUGCCUA